This is a messenger RNA of Ahaetulla prasina, 6480 nucleotides long. It is a transcript of the gene DESI2, whose product is annotated as desumoylating isopeptidase 2. The transcript has 7 exons. Gene Ontology annotation, molecular function: deubiquitinase activity. The coding region runs from base 4643 to 5179 and encodes 178 amino acids. The record is from RefSeq and is a predicted model, not a curated record. Gene Ontology annotation, biological process: protein deubiquitination. NCBI's taxonomy places the organism in Eukaryota, Metazoa, Chordata, Lepidosauria, Squamata, Colubridae.
GGGAAUUGUAGUUUGGCGUCCAUUCGCCCCCAAGUGGAAGGUGCGGCUGACUUAAGAGCUUCUGUUGCAAUGCUGGGAUCGAGGUGGAAGGGGACCACGCAACUAAUCCCCCAGGAAGGUUUACUGCCGCGAUCUCUCGCCUGAAGACAGGCCGGUCGGGUUGGACCAGCCAGGUCCCAAAAGCAAGAGGAGAGAGAGGCGGAGUUGUGCCGGUCGGGCCCAGCUCGGGGCUCGGUUCUCUCUCUCUCUCUCUCUCUCUUGCUGCCUCGCUUGGCGAGAGCGCGAUUCCUGGGGGGUGCAGCCCCGGCUUCCCCUUCCCCGCACUGAGGCGGCUCCAUGCGGCUGGCGGCCUCUUCCACCUCCUCACACUCCUCCGCAAGAGGCAGGGCGAAAAGGCGGCAUCCGCCCGCGAGCGCCCUGAGGCCGCCGCCGCCGCCCUCGGCCUGAGCGGGAGCCGCGUUUGAAAGGAGAAAGGAUGGCGAACCAGCUGGUAGUCCUCAACGUCUACGAUAUGAGACACACACACAUGGUUUCUGCUCUUAAUAUAUAUAGCAACAAUACUUUUUCUAAAUGUAAAACGUAUUUUACAUGACAUAUAGUUUGCUAUGUCAAUCAGCAUGGAAUAUUUGAGAAACAAAGGCAAUACAAUACUAUUUACAACAAAAUGUAUUAUUUACAAAUAACAUAUAAAUAUAUUAAUUAAAAAAAUCAUACAUCAUUUUCAUAAAAUUUAAGUAUUUAAAAUGAUACUAUUUCCCCAAAAAUAAGACGUCCCCUGAUAAUAAGCCCAAUUGGGCUUUUGAAUGCAUGCACUAAAAUAACCCCCCCCCCGAAAAUAAGGCCUCCCAAAAAUAUUUAAACGCAGAGCUGGAAAUCAGGUAAGACGGCAAGAGGAGCGCCAUCUUGCUCCACAUGCCCCAAAAUAAUAAGACCUCCCCGAAAAUAAGGCCAAGCGCUUAUUUCAGGGUUCAAAAAAAUAUAAGACAGGGUCUUAUUUUUGGGGAAACACGGUAUGUAAAAUAACCAAAUCUUACGUAUUUCAUAGUAUUCAAUAUACAUAAACAUUGUUCCCUGGUAAAUGACCUUUGAUUAGAAGUGAAGCAUAGCUAGUAUAAUGUAAGUAUGUCAGUAUACACCAUAAGGUUUUAUACUUUAAACAAAUUAUUGAAUAGAUAGUGUUUCUCAACCUCAGCAACUUUAAGAUGUCUGGACUUAAACUCCCAGCGGGAAAUCCUGGGGAUUGAAGUCUAAAAGUUGAAGAGAUUGAGAAAUAAUGGAAUAGACUGUGCCAGGAUGAAGUAGUCAUAUCUGCCAUCAUUGGGAAGAGAAAAAUUCCUCAAGGCAAGCAGCUGACUCAGUGACUUGAUUAAUGAGGGGAAACAAGCUGAAUUCAUUCAUAAUGAGGAGCUGUAAACCAUAGGUUACACAUGACAGCCUUGGGUUCCCAUAAACUCACUGAACUAAAAUUGAAAAAAAAUAAUUUAGCAUGAUGUAGAAACUAGUAGUCAUAUAGAACUAAUUAUAGGAACACAGCUGUUUUUUGUUUGUUUAUAGCUUCUUUCUCAGGUAGUUCCAGGUGGAAAAACCAUUGUGCCUUGUACAAUGACAUGGUAAGCUACAUUUACCAACAAGUGACAGCUCAUUAGUUCGCACAGGCACACAGGAAGAUCCAAGGAUCUGAUAGCCUGGUUUGCUAUCUGAAUAGAUGCAGUUAUUGGGUAAGUUGUUUUGUGGCCGAAAGGCGUGAAACUCAAGACAAAUAUGACUUCCCCUUUGAGACAUCUUGCUGGAAAAAGAUCUGGAACUGAUUUCUGGCUGAACUGGCAGCUUAUGAUGAUGAAAGUGAAGAAUCAAAAGAAAAACGUUCAGCAGCAGAUUUCUGAGAAAGGAUUGUCAGAGGGGAGGGCAAAGAAUUAAAUUAAACAAACCACUUUGCAAGUCAAAACAACCAAAAGGACUGAAAGCAGAGGAAAACUGCUGGAUAACAUCCCUUCUAGUUAUGUUUUUUUUUAUUUUAUUUUUUAAAUUUUUACAUUUAUAUCCCGCCCUUCUCCGAAGACUCAGGGCGGCUUACAGUGUGUAAGGCAAUAGUCUCAUUCUAUUUGUAUAUUUACAAAGUCAACUUAUUGCCCCCCCAACAAUCUGGGUCCUCAUUUUACCUACCUUAUAAAGGAUGGAAGGCUGAGUCAACCUUGGGCCUGGUGGGGCUUGAACCUGCAGUAAUUGCAGGCUGCUGUGUUUUAAUAACAGGCUUCUUACAGCCUGAGCCACCACGGCCAUGUUGGAUUUGGCUAUGGUAAUAAGGAAAUAUGACGUGAGAGAAAAACCAGUGACAGGUUUUCUCACAUAGAAGCAAGAGGAUAAUCAAAACUUCAUGAAUUGCUAGCCAGUACAAAUGUAACUAUCAAGGUUGAAGAUUACAAAGAUGUCACUGCAGCUUGUGUCAUAAAGGUUUCCAGUAUUGAAACAGCACAAAUUAUUCUACAGUUGGCUUGACAGUAUUUCCCCUUUGAAUAAAAUUUUGAAAAAGGAAAUUUAACAAAAAACUCUGGCUUUUUAGAGAAAGCCAAUCAAAUAACAGAUCACUAGGAUCUAUGAUAAUCUUAUAUUGUCUUUCUAAAGGAAAUAACUUUACAUAUUCUAAAACAAUAUAGAUUUCAAAUUCAAGGAACAAAAGCCCAGUUCUUUCAAGAUUUAAGUCCUAGUACCUAAAACAAAACAGUUUCAACUGAUCACAUCAUGAAGAAUUCUGGGAUUCUUUAAAAAUUGACAUUUUUAUUCAAAAUCCUGAUUAAAUUGGAAGGUAGAUUCUUCCCUGCCUAUCAUUCCAGCCAUGCAACAGAGAUCUUGAAGAAACUUCGGCUAACAUCCCCUCGUUUCUGAAGAAUCAGGAGCAAAAAGGAUAAAAGGGAAUCACAGAAUUGGUGGGAUGACGACAUACCAUAUAGCUAUUUAUAUAUAUAUAUAAAUACCAAGGCUUUAAUUAAAACUCAAUAUUAUAUUUGGGAUUAUUUAUUUAUUUUUAUUUGUGCUAGCUGUAGUCAAAACGCUCUUAGUGGAAAUAGCAAGAGGUCAAAAAGUAAUUCCAAGGAUGUAACAACUUUUAUAGUUAAAAUGGUGUGAGUGGGGUUGUUUUUCUAUAGUCUAUUAUCCUGGAGUGCUUUAGUUACUGUGAUCCUUGUCAUUUUUGAUACUGCAACAUGAUAAUUACUGCAGUCUUCCUCCAUACCUCCAAAAAAGAAAAACCACAAGUAGUUCUCGACUUACAACCACAAUUGAGCCCAGGAUUUUGGUUGUAAGUCAUCAUUGUAACUGGUUGCUUUGCUCAAUGACCACAAUCUUAGCUCUCCCCAUUGCAGUUAUUAAAGCUACCUCACAGGUCAUUAAGUGAUUGCAGAGGUACCUCAGAAUGGAGAAUGCCUUGGAAGGCCCAGCACCCACUGGAGUGUGGAAAACUGCCAUGGGCCAGAUGGCCUCAACCAGCUAAGCCCAGCAGCACACAGGUCUCCUUCCUCCCCCCACCGCACCCCAUCCCAAGAAACCUGACCUUUUCCCUACUAUACCACCACUGGCCAUGCCUGAGUCUACUUCAUUUUCCCUUUCUCUGCAGCUGCCGAAAGGCACGCCUAGCCAAAGUAAGACUCAGCUAGAAAGCUAAUGAAGACAAUUUUCCUCAAACCCAGAGAGGCAAUCUUUCUCAAAGCUGGACAGGAAAAUGAAGUCAGCCAGCAAAGUGGUAGAUGGAGUGGGAGAAGACGUGUGUGUACUGGACCUAACUGGCUGAGGCCUUGUGGCAUGUAGUGAAUUUCCGGGUGUCAGUGGGUCUACCCAGUCAAGGCCUCCUGGCUCACAGUAGUGGUAGUGGUGAGUCAGCCAUCUCACAGUGAUAGGGGUGGGCACACUGCAAAGCACCCAAAUUUUGAUUUGCAUGACUACCGGGGCACUGCAACAAAUAAACUUCGGCCAGGUGUCGUAAGUGCCUUCAUUCAGCAUUGUCAUAAUUUUGAACUACACAGUAAAAGAAAGAUCAUAUAAAUGUUUCCAAUGAUAUAGAUACAAUUUGUGUUCUAUAUUUAUUCCCCCAUUCAAAAUUUAUAGAAAUAAAAAAGAGGUACAGUUUUCUAGCGUACCUUGCAUUAAUUAAUUAAUUUUAAUGAUCUGUGACAAACUCUUUUUCCAUUUAUUUGUUGAAUAUACUCUCCAUCUUAUAUCUUUAAUGUUCCCUUCUACUUUUAAAAUGGUUCCUGAGCACUAAAAGAUGCAGUUUAUUUCUCUUUCCCUGGCAGGUGUAGAAUUAAAGUUUGUAGACUGUGCUUGAAGAGAGCUGGUAAGCUGAACAUUUAAUUAAAUUGCUUUUGCAAUUUCUUUUAUAUUUAGGAAGAUAGAAUGCCUCCAGUUUAAGAAGCAGGCUCUCCCUUCUACUACACCACAGCCACCAUCUCAGCUUUGGCUUCUGGGGAGGUUGUAAUUGCACUACGUUAUGGAGUAAGGCUUCAAGCCAGAAACUAUUUAUUCUCUCCCACUUUGUGGCAACUCUUGCUGACACCCAAUUCAGUUGGGAAAUUCACAGCUUCAGAGGCAGAAAGAGAGAGAGAAGUAUGGAUCAUUGACAGGUGCCCACUAGGAAUCCUAAUAUUACUGGAUGAAUGAAUACACUUCCUCCCUUGGAAUUGGAGUAUUUCACUCAGGAAUUGAGAUAUAUGGUAGAGAAUUUGCUUAUGGUGGUCAUCCAUAUCCUUUUUCUGGAAUAUUUGAAAUUUUACCAGGCAAUGCAUCUGAAUUAGGGGAAACAUUUAAAUUCAAAGAAGCUGUUGUUCUUGGAAGUACUGACUUCAUGGAGGAAGAUGUAGAAAAAAUUAUAGAAGAACUUGGAAAAGAAUUUAAAGGAAAUGCUUAUCACUUAAUGCACAAAAACUGCAAUCACUUUUCUUCAGCUUUAUCAGAGAUUCUCUGUGGAAGAGAGAUUCCUCGUUGGGUGAAUCGUCUUGCCUAUUUCAGUUCCUGUAUUCCUUUUCUCCAGAGUUGUCUACCAAAAGAAUGGCUUACACCUGCUGCCCUUCAGUCUAGCGUAAGCCAAGAGCUUCAGGAAGUCCUAGAAGAAGCAGAAGAUGCUGCAACAUCAGCUUCUCUACCAAGUUCAGCAUCAGGGGCAAGAACUGGCCAUCAUACUAAAAUAUAGGUUUAGUCCAAAGUACUGUUAUUUUGGAAACUUUGUCAAUAACUGACUUCCCUUAUACAAUAGUAAAUAGACAUUUGAUGGUGUCUUUGGUUUGCAAUUAGAGAACUAAUUCAAACCUAUGGUGUUCUGCUCAGGAUUUUAUAUGUAGUAAAAAAAGUGUCUUGAUGAAAUGAAAAGAACUCGAGAAGAACUCAAAUGCAAUCUUCAUUUUAAUCUAAUCAAAUGACGUGGACUAAUUGAGCAGAAGUUAAAACUGUUUACAGUAUUGUGUGCUGCUGUUUACAAAUCCCCGAGGGAUAUCAGCCAUUAAAAGAAAAUGAAUAAAUUCAGUACAGCCUGCAUAACUUCAUCAACAUCAGUGGAAGUAAAGUAAUGGUUAGUGUUCCUUGCUACUGCCUUGGAAUAGAAUAGUUUAAGAGUAUGCCUCUUCCAACUCUUGUUGGUAUACAAGGAACUAGUAAAUACUGUGUGUAAACAGGGUACAGAAUUAUCAAUACAAAGAAUUUUGCCUAAGAAAGAAAGGAAGUAGUCUUAUUAUUUAGCAGAAAUGUUCCUAAAAUGUGACUUCUAUGUCAAUUUUUUUCAAUUUACAAUGAGCAGAUUUAUAUUUUAUUACAAAUACAAGUGCAUUCUUUUGGGUGAUAAAUUGCAGUUAUUUCAUUUCAAUUGCCUCAUUCUUUUAUCUGAUUUGUAGAUAUGAAAAAUCAUUCUGAGAUUUUCAGAUAGUAGUGCCUGUUUCACAUAUCAUUUAAAAUCUGAACUUAUAAGAUGAAUGCAGAUAAAAUAGAUGAAUUACAGAUUCAUAUAAACUUGUGGAUGAGUUAAUUUAGAACAUGGUAAAUAAUAGGUCAUUUGGAAACUAAAAAUGUGGAUCAUCCAACAGAUGUAGUGUUGUUAAACAGAAUUCUAAUUCAGAAACUCCAAGAGAAGUGACAGUUGUAAUUGCCUUUCUCAGCAGCCAGAUGCAAACAAAGAAACCAAAUGUUUUAUCCAGCUCACUGUGUUUUUUGCCGAAUCAAUGAGUUGUUUUAGAUGAAUAGGUUUUAGACAUUUUUGUGCGAUUAAAUAGCAAUACGUACUGUGUGAACUACAAAAAAAUCAAUUGCAAAAGUAUUAGAGGAAUAUCUUCUAUUUAACGUGUUCUAUGACAUGAUUUCAUUAGGGUAGAGAUUAACAAUAGUACUGGCAUCUAAUUGAAAUUGGGUUCAGAUUUUUAUAUAUGCAGUUCUAAGACUCUUCCAAAUAUAUGGAAAGGAAUGACCUGGAAACUGUGUUUAAACCAAGGCUUUUCAAGGCUUGCA